This is a messenger RNA of Zootermopsis nevadensis, 3554 nucleotides long. RefSeq names its product SET domain containing 8 (gene Set8). Gene Ontology annotation, biological process: regulation of DNA damage response, signal transduction by p53 class mediator; regulation of transcription by RNA polymerase II. Lineage: Eukaryota; Metazoa; Arthropoda; Insecta; Blattodea; Termopsidae. Gene Ontology annotation, cellular component: nucleus; polytene chromosome. The record is from RefSeq and is a predicted model, not a curated record. Gene Ontology annotation, molecular function: histone H4K20 methyltransferase activity; protein binding; transcription regulator activity.
CCUGGUUAUAGGCGGCCAAUCAUAUUCUAACAAUUUACGGCAUAGGGUGAAGAUGUGUGUUACAACGUGUCUUAUUUAAUAAUAAUUUUGAAAUGUUUAAAAAAUAGAGCAUCGCGUAAUGGAAUUGUAUCCGUUUAAUCAUUAUUAUUAAUAUAUUUAUUUUCAAGUUGAAUGGUUAUCACAGCUGGGAAUUAUCAGUUAUCAACAUUCGAAUCAUGGAUUGUCAACGCUAGCGAGCCAAUAAAUUAUCUUUUGUUGCUUUGUUCUCGCAGAAGUUUAUUCCUUGAUCAUGGUUCGAGGCAGAAGAAAAUAUAACAAAGGUCGAAUGAAACCAAUUACUGAGGCUCUAGAAGAUGCAUCUAGUGGUGUUCCUAAAAAGAAGGACUCCAAACUUUCAAAAGAAUUUCAGGGUAAACUAUCCCAUGCAAGUCCUCAAAUCAGAACUCCAUCAAUUACAAAAUUUUUCUCGUCACAAGGAUAUCCUGAUCGUAAGCAAAAAAUCAAGACAAAAUUGGGUGAGAAUGUUGCAAGAGAAACGCCUGCCUCGUCUGUGGGUAGUCUGACCAGAAUGCCAUGUGCUGAUCCUGCAGACUCUGCCGGAGCUGAUGAUGGUGAAGAGAAAUUUGUACCGCAGCCAGUUGGCUGCAGCCCUCACAAGAUACAGUUGUGUAAAGACAUCACGUCUCUCUCUCCUUCAAGUGCUCUCUCACAGCUGUGUAUCUCUCUGUCUCCAAAGCGGGCAGUAAAGUCUCGGCGAAGGCUGAACCCAAGCCAGACGCUGAACCAGCAGUAUGCACCAAAGAUUGUCCCAAAGCUGAAUUGUUGCAAUGGUGUUUCUGUCGCGUCUGGCAACCACAAAUUGACGGAGUAUUUCCCGGUACGGCGGAGUGUACGCAAGACAAAGACGACAGUGCUAGAGGAGCAACAGCGUGAUCUAGAGGAAGCAAUCUUGUCUCAGAGGGAGGAUGGACUUGAGGUUGUCCACAACUUUGAGGGAAAGGGGCGUGGUAUUGUAACAACAAGACUCUUCUCUAAAGGAGAGUUUGUGGUGGAGUAUGCAGGAGAGUUAAUUGACAUAUGCGAAGCAAAGGAGCGGGAGAAGAGAUAUGCCCAAGAUCAGAACACGGGCUGCUAUAUGUACUAUUUUAACUACCGGAACAAUCAAUACUGUGUGGAUGCUACAGCAGAAUCUGGUCGUCUGGGACGGUUGGUGAACCACAGUAGGAGUGGUAACCUCAUCACCAAGACAGUGCCCAUUGCGAACCAACCUCAUCUGGUGCUGAUUGCGAAGGACGACAUCCCCGCAGGUGAAGAAGUGAUGUAUGACUAUGGGGAUCGCAGCAAGGAGUCCAUACGCUACCACCCCUGGCUUGCAUCAUAAUGCCUAUGUGUAUAUGAUGGUACCUUCAGUAUUGAACUUGACGUAUGUCAUUUUGCUUCAUCUUGGCAGGGAUUUGAAGUAAUAUGACGUGUAGCUGAGUAACAACUGAGCGCAGACGUACGUUGAAUGAUUGUUCAGUCUCAUGUAGUUGAAUGGUAUUUGAUAGUAACUUUUGGAAGUUCUGAGGUCUAUCACUGAAGGUUAAAUUUGUGCUCAACGAACAUUGAAAAGUUCUAUGAAUUUUUAUUGCAUUUUGGUCUGAUCAAUAAGAAGAGAUACAUUUUGUUUGAAAGUUGACUGGUGUAGAAUUGAAGUUUUUGUUAAAGGAUAGAUUUGUAUGGGAGUUCAUAUCACUGCCACCAUUAUUGAAAUGGCAGUUUUGUAAAUGAUCAUUCUUUAGCAUUGUCUAUAUCGUCUGUUGCGGUAGGUUUAGUUAGGAAAACUUGAUACGUUGUCAAGAUAAAAGAUCUCUGAUGAUGCAUUUGUUGCCGAAAUAUGUUCCGGAGUCUUAGGAUUAGAGGGAGUUGUGUAUUUAUUAGGUAUCUACAUAUAUGUAUUUUAUACAUCCGAUAGUAUGUUUUGAUUUGUGUAAAUGGGUCAUAGGGUGGUUGAUCUGCUGUCUGUCAGCUCUCUUCUGGGGUUAUGACGUGAUGUGCACAGCAGAAGAUGCAUUCAUAUUGCAGACAGCUUCUGAUACUAGGUGAAACUGACUUAAAAUCACGCAUAUUUCCAUUAUCACAUGCUGCCAUUCAGCUUUAGUGUAUGUAGUUACCAUUUUGUUAUGUAUGAACGUUUAAAUUAUAAUCAAAUGAGGACACACAUGCUGCUUUAAUCCAAGGCACAUUGUCUUAUUUUCUUUCAUAAUAUUGUGUAAAGCAGGUUACAUAAACUGUAUUACUAUUAUGUGAAACUACAUUGUCACUUUACAGACUGCUGUUUAUUAUUCUACUGUAUGAACGUGUCUUAUUCUGUGAAGAUUUGCAUUAUUAACAUAUGAAAGCAUCUGUAACUGACAAAACCUCAUUUUUGGUAUGUGGACCUAAAGUUUUUUAUAUACCCCUCUACUUAUUUAUUCUCUUGAAACUGAAUUCUUAGUCCUGAGGCAGUUUAUCCAGACUGAAAUUUUCAUGACUUUCCUGAGUGCUGUAAGAAAAUGCUGGUAUAGUGCCUUAAAUUAUGCCAUGACUAAUUCCUUCCACAUCCUUUCCAAUUCAUCAUUCACGGCCAGGAGGCAGUUGAGAAAGCAUUAUUAAAUAAACUAAGGCAGUUCACUUAAUAUGUUAGGAAAGGUAUGCAUAACAUAACAAUUAUGGUGUGAUGACCAGGAUGAGACCGUCGGCCUUUGAAAACGGUACCAGUGUCAUCAGAGUUUUCUGGUGUCAGUGGCCUGUGUGUGGGUACAGUGUGUGAUGCCCAUCGGGGUACAUAAUGACAUGAAGGAUUCUGCCACAUGGUGGUAAGACUGGCUGAAAAUUCUUCACAUGGGUAGUUUCAUAGCUGGAGGUUCCCCACACACAAGCGUAGUUAGGUCUUAUAAAGCGCCCAUUAUUGUCAAAUUUAAUGAAAGUCUCUCAAGUCAUUCUCGUGUUAAUACAGACACAAAGCUAGUAAGUGCAUUUUUGCAACUUGUAUUGUGAACACGCAUAAAUAUGUUUGCUAAAGCAAAUGACAAUACGUUUAAGAGGUUACUGAUUUCCUGUGACUUGGGAUUGGAGUCUGCAUUGAGCUGUCAACUCAUUUCUGUUGAUAAAGCCAGGAGGACAUAGUGUUACAUAUUUCGUCCACUAUUUCAGUACCAUUUCUGGCCAUUUGCAUUGUUAUAGAAUAAUAAUUUCCAGAAUGUGGUAAUCUGCUAUGGAAACUAGUUUUAAUCCAUAAUUCCUUGUUUGUCAUUUUCUCCCCUGUAGUUUGCACGAACAUUCAUUGGUGCUUCUACCAGAAUUUUAAGUUUUGUGUCUAUCCUAUGUGAAAUACAAGUAGCAUUCAGCUGACAAUGUGUGCAGUUCAGCUCACAUGAAUACAUGACACAUUGCAUCAUAUCAGUGGAGCAGCUUUGUUAAUGUGCUAUAAUUUUAUACACAUUUUUAACAGCCAUAUGUAAGCUGUUUUCCCCCGAGUUUUUGUGUAAUGCAUUGUAGACUGUAGUGAAUAAACUCAUGACUUACGUUGAAAA